AGAUCGAUGCGACGACCCUAAAAAAGUGAUGCCCAAAGCCAAUGGCACAAAGAUCGAACGUCCUCUUCAAGGUGCCUUUCGCGCCGCAAGUCUCAGUGCGGCAGCCCGUCGGCAAAAUGAGGCGUUUGCCACCAACUUCAGCAUGGCUGGUGCCUCGUGUGAGGGGCGACCAGGCGCUUCCCAUCUGCCGAAGCUACGGGAGAUGACGCCGCCCGAGGUCAUAAAGGUGGAGCAGAUCUCUGAACGGCUGGCCGAAGUGAAACGUAGUUAUCAUGCGUUUGGUGAGGAACCUGAGGAGGAACCACAGAAAGCACCUAUGAAGUCCAGGAGACGUAGUGACAUGGCCAGCUGUGAGAUGGACGAGCGGACACAACGGCUGGCACUCAGACAGUUCGAAGAGAUUGACGCGGGCCGACUAGACCCUCAAAGUGUGUUUUCCAGGAUUUCAGGUGCCGACAAGCGGGUGAAGGUGAAACUGCACUAUUUCAGAGAUCGUUCAGACCUUGUACUACCUGUGAUUGAAGACCGUUACAUCAUGCAUGACCCGAAGAGGGAUUGCUUUUUGGUGGACCUUUCCCUUUUGCAGAGUGAGUGCAGCUCCCUAUCUGCUCGCACACCCAGAAAGCACGUGAGCUCAACUGGCAGGUUGGAUGAAGAUGACAUGUCUUUUGUGCCUGAGGCAGAUCAUGUUGGAGCAUCUCACGCCCAAGCAGUGGAGCUUUCUGUAGAACCCAGUUCACACCAAGCUGUCUCGAGGUUUGAUUCUCAAAGAACCCGCCCUUCUGAACGUAGUGUUCAGACUGCAGAGCAGAGGGCACUACGUUUGAUAAGAGCUGCCAGGAUCAGAGAUGAACGCAUCUCCAUAUGCCAGCAUAAUGUCAGAAAUGCCGAGCUGGAGUGGCGGUUAAAUCACUUGCAGAUGUCUCAACAGAGAGACCGCCGAAAGCAGUUGGCUUCAGCACAGCGCAUUUUGUUUUCUUGGGUGGUGGUGGCUUCUGCAACCCAGUUUAUGCAGACUGAGUUGCUCAAGAGCCGGUGGCUCAAAGCUGCAAGAUCUCACAACUUUGGCGAUCACUACGCCACUCGGUCCAGGGCACACUGGCAGCGAGCCAAGAACCUGGUUCAUAAGAGUGUGCUGGAGAGCAGCAAGAACAUGCGCGAUUUCCGAAAAGUUUUACAUCUUCGGGCGACCAGAAGCAAAGCUGCCUGGCAGCGAUGGGAUCAUUUGAUGCGGAUCAUUAAGUUCAUAACUCGGUUGAGGGUGCGGUUCAAAUUCAACCGAUAUGCUGAUGCCAUCAAGCAGUUCAUUGAGAGCUCCUGGCGUGGGAUGCGAUUUCGCUCCAAAGUGGGUGUGUACUUGGCCAAUGUUCGAGUUCUGCAACGUGCUGUCCGCGCUGCACAUCGAUUCCGACAAAACGUGAAACUUUACAUUUUUGCUCCCACGCUCUGGGAAUUGGAGACACAAUUGCUCGGACAAAAACUGAAAGCGCACCUUCCGAAAGACUACACGAAGCAGAAGGUCCAGCAGCAUCGCCAAGCCUGGGAUUGGGAAGGUCGUGUUCGAGCACUUCAAGAAAUGUCCAAGGAGAGGAAAAUCAAAGGAGUCAAAGGUCCAAUGGAUGAGACUCGCAGACAAAACAUGCUGGCGAAGGCCAAGGCCCGCAGCGGCGAACGCCGCCGCCGAGGUGGGGUUCGCAUUGGGAUGUACAACGAGCGCCACGUGAUCUUCUCGGAGCUUGGGGAAGCCAUCUCUGGAACUGCUGCUGAUAGAAAGCAACAGCAGGCAUGGAAGGUGGCAAACAAUGUCCUUGACCAUUACCGCCUGGAUGCAGAGACAAGGAAGAGUGUGGUUAAGAACUCCUUUCAUCAUGCCUUAGAACGUUGGAAGAUUGCUCAUGUCGCCUUCAAGAAGGAGCAGAAGCGCUUGAACGUGCUUUGGCAACAGUGGCGACUGGAGAUUCAAGCACUUGGAAAGAUGCAAAAAGAGCACUGGCCCAAACCGCCGCCUUAUGUGGAGCCACCAACAGAGCUUUUCAAGGUUGAUACAAAGAAACUUGGCUGAAAAGACUUGAAGACUUGAAAAGCAAAUGCAAUCCACGAGUCAUGGUAGCCAAUAAACACAGCACAGCCAUCGGAAGCCGCCAAAUCUGGCGGUUUUGAGAGCCCAUGAACUUGGUUAUUUUGAGCAAGUCCCUCGACUCGAAGAUGUACACUGAUCUUCGGUUGUGACAGCCCUUUCAUCACAAGUUGUAGUGGCGUUGUGCUUGAACUCAACUACCUUGUGAGGUGGAACGCUGAUUUGAGUGAUUUGACAUGUUACAAUGUUGUAUUCCAAGUUGCACGGAAGAUAGUCUGAUUGUUUUCUUGGCCUCUUUUUGCAUGAAGAAUGGCGACUCGCGGUACUUGUAGAAGCUAUGUCGAUCAGCUCCCUUGCCACAACUCUCUACACGCUGAUGUGCAUGCUCCCCUUUGUGUAGAGGCGAACCUAUUCUCGCCACUGCAGAUUCGACGGAAGAUGACAUCACUGAUAAUCUCUGGCCUUGCGCAGACAGCUUUGGGUCGCAGCCUUUUUGCCCGGGACUUCCGUGAUAUGAGAAACCUAUCCUUGUGAAGCAAAUUCAACCAGGAAAGAUAAGGCAAACUUGCCAUGGAAAUGUGGCCAAAGAAGUGUUUGAACACAGCAUCAAUUGGUGCUCACGAUUGGUGCUCAGGGCGUCAUGUUUUGAGGCCCGUUAACGGUCGUAUUUUUUGUCAUGAGAUUUGCAGAAAAAGUGCAGAUCGCACGACAAUCCCUGAGCAGCUGCUGUUUCCAAGUUUCAGCACUUCUCAGAUGUGUAUGGACAUAUUGUCCUGAGCAAACGUACGUUAUUGGCAUUGGCUGUACAGGUCGCCUUUUUGCAUGGCAUGCAAUGCUCCAUGCUUUACAACCAGGGGUGCGCACAA
This is a messenger RNA of Durusdinium trenchii, 2943 nucleotides long. Lineage: Eukaryota; Dinophyceae; Suessiales; Symbiodiniaceae. The record is from the annotation of a GenBank genome assembly.